ACAAAAGCGAUGUGGAUGGUCGGUUUGGCGGCUUGUCUCUCCGAGAGACAGUGAGAGAAAACGUUCAGACGAAGGACGUCAAGCAGCAUUCGCCACCAGGAAUAGCCAACAAAAAAGACAGCGGGUACACAUCAUCGAGAACCUCAUUGGAGCUAUCCGGUGGAGACGUGAGGAUCGCGCGGACGCGAAUACGCAUCGACCGCACUUUACCGUCGACGGUUCCGCUUCGCGGCACAACGUGGCCCUCAUCAGUCAGAACAUCGAGGACAACUACGGUGCUCGCAAAAACAUUGAUAAUAUGUCAGUGUCAUCUACGCUGAGUACGCUGUCGGGCUGCUCCUCCGAGUCUCGUCCCACUCCGUCACUGAUACCGGUCGUGCCUCCGGUCGACUACGACGAUCCCGAUUCCGGUACCGGUGGCUCUGACAGUGACACGCAAAAUGCGGAAAGUGGGUCAUUUGAAAGGAAAGUACUACUAAAAUGGACGUGCGCUGAUGCCCUUCAGUGGCUAACUUCAUUG
Ostertagia ostertagi is the source of this 520-nucleotide messenger RNA. Lineage: Eukaryota; Metazoa; Nematoda; Chromadorea; Rhabditida; Trichostrongylidae. The record is from the annotation of a GenBank genome assembly.